GGAGCUGCUGCGGGCGUGACAGGAGGGGCAGGGGCAGGGAACGGGCCCUGGAUGGAGGGCAGGAUCGCUUUGCGCGUCCUGGCCUGUGUUGGUCCUGUAACCCCUGCCUAUAAGAAGCCAGGGAUUAUUGGACAGUCAGUUGUGGGGUUCAGGUCAGCAGUGAGUCCUCAGAAUCCAGAAAUUCAGUAGCAGUCUAUUGAGAUAGCAGGGGUUGGUGGAUGUGUGGGAUGCCAAGGGAACCUAUCUUUUGAGUCAGGCCUCAGCGUGUGCAAGUUCGUCUUAGGAUUCAGAUACGGCGUAUUGAGUUUUUGCUGGAUUGGGUUUCACCAAAUGAAAUCAGUGUUAGUUCAGGACUUGGGGUUCACAGCUAGGAUUGAGCUUAAAUAUCUGGGGCCCACUUUGCCGUUCCAUAUUCAUGUUUCACUGUUGGAAUUCAAAAUUAUACCUCUAGAAUUUGAGAAUCGUUGGGUUUAAAGUUUCAACUUUUCUGAGAUUUGGGGUCUUAGAAGAGGGUCUGCUGAGUUUCUGAGUUUGCAGAGUGUAUUCCUGGCCAAAGGGAAAUCUGUUAGAGAUGAAUUUGUGAGAUGCAGAUUUCAGAAUUUGUGAGGAAUCCCUGUGAGAUUUAAAGGCCAACUGGAAUCGGCGCUAGGAUGUGUGGUAUCUAGGGAGGCACUAUUCAACUUAGGGUUUACAUCCUGAAGAAGGCUAAGCAUUAUUUGGGGGUUAGGGUUUGCUUGGGAUGUGAGACCUGAGCCUGAUUUCUUUGUUGGGGUUUGAAGUUUAGGUAGCAAUCAUCAUCAUGCUCAAAGCUGUGAUCCUGAUUGGAGGCCCUCAAAAGGGAACUCGCUUCAGGCCUUUGUCUUUUGAGGUCCCCAAACCACUGUUUCCUGUGGCUGGGGUCCCUAUGAUCCAGCACCAUAUUGAAGCCUGUGUCCAGGUCCCUGGGAUGCAGGAGAUUUUGCUCAUUGGCUUCUACCAACCUGAUGAGUCCCUUAUGCAGUUCUUAGAAGCCGCACAGCAGGAGUUCAACCUUCCAGUCAGGUACUUGCAGGAAUUUGCCCCCCUGGGCACAGGUGGUGGUCUCUACCAUUUUCGGGACCAGAUCCUGGCUGGGGGCCCUGAGGCGUUCUUCGUGCUCAACGCCGACGUCUGCUCUGACUUUCCCUUGAGUGCUAUGCUGGAUGUUCACAGACGCCACUGCCACCCUUUCUUACUCCUUGGCACCAGGGCUAACAGAACUCAAUCUCUCAACUAUGGCUGCAUCGUUGAGAAUCCACAGACACAUGAGGUCCUACACUAUGUAGAGAAACCUAGCACGUUCAUCAGCGACAUCAUCAACUGUGGGAUCUAUCUCUUUUCUCCCGAAGCCCUGACACCUCUUCGGGAUGUCUUCCAGCGCAAUCAGCAGGAAAGACAACUCUGCCUUGCUCUGGGGGAGGACUCUCCAAGCUCAUGGCCAGGGGCAGGGACCAUCCGCCUGGAGCAGGAUGUGUUCUCAAACCUGGCUGGGAAGGGCCAAAUCUACGUGCACAUCACAGAGGGUAUCUGGAGCCAGAUCAAGUCCGCAGGCUCAGCUCUCUAUGCCUCCCGCCUCUAUCUGGGCCAAUACCAGAUCACUCACCCGGAACGGCUGGCCAAGCAUUCGCCAGGGGGUCCACGGAUCCGAGGAAACGUUUACAUCCAUCCCACGGCUAAAGUGGCCCCUUCGGCCGUGCUGGGCCCUAAUGUCUCCAUCGGGAAGGGGGUGACUGUGGGUGAGGGUGUGCGGCUCCGAGAGAGCAUUGUCCUCCAUGGAGCCACGUUGCAGGAGCACACGUGUGUUCUGCACAGUAUCGUGGGCUGGGGGAGCACUGUGGGGCGCUGGGCCCGCGUGGAGGGGACCCCCAACGACCCUAACCCCAAUGACCCCCGAGCCCGCAUGGACAGUGAGAGCCUCUUCAAGGAUGGGAAGCUGCUGCCUGCCAUCACCAUCCUGGGCUGCCGAGUCCGGAUCCCUGCCGAGGUGCUCAUCCUGAACUCAAUUGUUUUGCCACACAAGGAGCUGAGCCGCAGCUUCACCAACCAGAUCAUCCUCUGAGGGGGCCUGUCAGAAAGCCCCCCGUCCACUCCUCUGGAAGGCUGCUGCCCUGCUUGGCCAGGGUCGAAAAGGACCUGAGGAAGCCAGGCAGGAUCUUCACACGCUGGGAGCAGUGUGGGUGGCCGAGGACUCCUGGCUUCCCUCCCCACUCCCAAAUAAACCCAGUGAACCUUGGAGCCAG
Messenger RNA from Heterocephalus glaber (naked mole-rat), 2258 nucleotides. The record is from RefSeq and is a predicted model, not a curated record. Lineage: Eukaryota; Metazoa; Chordata; Mammalia; Rodentia; Bathyergidae.